Messenger RNA from Contarinia nasturtii (swede midge), 9476 nucleotides. RefSeq names its product muscarinic acetylcholine receptor gar-2 (gene mAChR-B). Lineage: Eukaryota; Metazoa; Arthropoda; Insecta; Diptera; Cecidomyiidae. Gene Ontology annotation, biological process: adenylate cyclase-activating adrenergic receptor signaling pathway. Gene Ontology annotation, cellular component: membrane. Bases 748 to 3654 code for a protein of 968 amino acids. The transcript is spliced from 9 exons. The record is from RefSeq and is a predicted model, not a curated record. Gene Ontology annotation, molecular function: G protein-coupled receptor activity.
AAAAAAAAAACAAGGUGAUUAGAAUAUUUUGAGCAAAAAGAAUAAACUUUUGAAUUCAGAUUAUUUCAUUCCAUCGAACUUGCAUGCUGCUUUGCAAUCAUCUGACCAAGAAGUGAAGAAAUCGAGUUGCUGGUGUUCGAAUGAAUUUGCUGGGAUAAAUUCACGGUUUGUGCAACUGUAAAAGCGACUGUUAUAGUUUGGAAGCAUUCCCAUAAAAUGAUUAUUGACAUCGGAAGGAGACAGAAGCUCAGAUGACAGCUUAAGUGAAUUGCUUCUAAGGACAGAGAGCAGACACACACACUCAUACAUACAAAUCAUAGCAAGAAAACAACAACAAAAUACUAGGCACGAAUAAAAAACAAAAUGAAACGAAACAAAAUUUGAAGACGGGACACAAAAAUAUCUUUCAUUCUCUCUCUCUUCCUCGCACAACGGAAACGCAAACAUUACGGCGACGCUUGGCUCGUCACUAAUUUCAGAUUUCUGAAGAACAAGAAAAAGGGGCGAAGAAAAAAGGAGUAAAACGGACGAGCUACACCGAAUAGAGUCUCAUUCAUUCAUCAAGUGUAUUGUUUGUGUUAUCACUGCUUCGACAAGCGAGUAAUCUUAAUCAAGAACCGCAACCAUUCCCAUUCAUUUGUAACGUCAUAUUGUUGGCGUGUGCAGAACGGAGAGCGAAUACGAAACGACAUCUCAUCCAAUUCAAAAAUAUAUAUUGGCAACUAAUUUUUCUAUGAAGUUAUCGUCAUGGACUCCAAUGCCAGAACCGACAAUGGCAUUAAUAUAACUGAUUUUUUCAACCGUACCACACAGAUCACUCAUAUAAGCUCCGAUUUUAUGGCACAAUGGAAAUUGAAAAAGAAACAACAACGCAUUUGCAAGAAACUUUACAAUCGAUUACUUGAAUAUCCGGAAUGUCAACGAGUAUUGGGUCUGCCAGUUUAUCGACCUUUGUUGGAUGGCAACGAUUUAUGGUCAAACAACGAUAGUUUAAUUGACUGGAAUUAUAUAAAUGGUACGAUUCAUGCAACACUCGAAGCCAAUCGAACUGCAACAAAUGUACUAUCGAAUGAAAUGAAACCGGUGCUGCCAGCACUCGAAUUAUGGCAAUCAAUCAUGGUUGCGACCAUCAUUGCAAUUUGUAUGAUACUCACGAUCGGUGGCAAUAUUUUAGUUUUAUUAGCAUUCAUUGUGGAUCGAAGUAUCAGACAGCCCAGUAAUUACUUUAUAGCAUCACUUGCGGCAACUGACAUGCUCAUAGGAACGGUUUCAAUGCCAUUUUUUACGGUGUAUGUUCUGCGAAGAUACUGGGACUUGGGACCGCUACUAUGUGACCUAUGGUUGUCUGUUGAUUUCACUGUAUGCCUCGUAUCACAAUACACCGUUCUAUUGAUAACCAUCGAUCGGUUUUGUUCCGUUAAGAUAGCGGCCAAGUAUCGAAGUUGGCGAACCCAAAGGAAAGUAUUGUGGAUGGUUUCCAUCACAUGGAUAAUUCCAGCUUGUUUAUUCUUUACAUCAAUAUUUGGAUGGGAACAUUUCAUCGGAUACCGAGAUUUGUUGCCAGGCGAAUGUACAGUCCAAUUUUUGAAGGAUCCUGUAUUCAACACGGCACUGAUCAUUGGCUACUACUGGACAACGUUAAUUGUAUUAUUUGUAUUGUAUGGUGGAAUUUAUAAGACAGCGUACGACAUGCAAAAGCGUAGCGAGGCAAAACAACGUAAAAUGCAGUCGAUGGUUGCAUUAAGUGCUGGCGCCAUGACUGGAAUGGCUGGACGUGCUGCUGGCAUUGGCAUAUCAAAAGAUCAAAGUACACUACUAAGUCAGGACACUCAAAUAAAGAAAUUUACUGCCGCUGUAACACCAUCAUCGUUGCCACCAUCAAACGUAACAUCAUCGUCAUCGUCAAAUCAAAUAAAUGAGGCGACCACCCGAAAGAGUUCUGUACCAAAAAAUAAAACCGAACAUGUAGAUAAUAAUAAAACUCGGCCAAAGGCCAAGAAGGAGCUUAGCGAAGGUGAUAAGAGUGAACGAUCGAGUAGUCCAGCUUUUGAUUCGGAUGAUGAUAGCACUGUACCAAACGCACAACCAAAAACCCAACAACAACAGCAACAGCAACAGCAACAGCAACAGCAACAACAACAGCAACAGCAACAACAACAUCAACAGCAACAACAACAUCAACAACAGCAACAGAUUAAAAAGCGAACCUCAUUGGCUGGCCUAUUUGUGCAAGCACAAGCGCCUGUAUUUGCGGCCAGAACAAAUGGUGCCAUUAAAACGGCAUCCACAAAAGAACAAUCGAUGCAAGUGAAAAAAUCGCCCAGUUCAAGAAUGGAAGCAAUGCCAAAGAUCACCGAGGCUAGCCUAUUAGAUUCGGAUAAUAUCAGUAUCGAAGCAUCGAAACAAAUGGUACCACUUCGGCCAACGCCCGUUCAAUCUCCAAUAUCACCAAAAGAUAUUGAACCACCACAAGCACCAAUCGAUCAAGCUCAGAUAAAACUGUCGCAUGAAAUUCUACCUCCGCCAGAUGAUUUUCAAGGUAGCCCAAAUCCAACAUCAAAGAGUCCAUCAAUUAAAUCGGAUCGACCCAGCAGCCUUGUGGUGAGCAGUCAAAGUGAAUUAACCAUGACGUAUGACAUAUUGGGCGGUUUAGAUGGUGCCGAUCUUCGUUUCAUGGACGAAAGUUCUGUGGUUGUAUCAUCACCACAAAAUGAAAGUCCACCCACAACGAUCAUUUUACCACCGAAAAAUGUAUCACCGGCAAAAGGUCAAAACAUUGCAAAUCCAUCAUUAUUACAAAAAGCAUUGAUCAAAGCAACCGCUCAAUCCCAACAACCAUCACCGACUGUUUUACUUAAAUCAUCGGACGAAUAUCAUUCAUCCAUAGCGACCGUUACAACAACGGAAAUUGUUAAUAAAUACAAUACCACGGUAAAUGUUAGCGAUAAGGCUGAUCGUCCAAUAACAACGAUUGUAAAUGCAAUAAAUGCACAAAAAUCUAAUUUAGAUGAAACAACCGAACGGCAAUGUAGCACAAUCAAUGAGGAUCGUUUUCUAUCCAACACCGAUAACAGUAUAUGCACGAAAGCAACCGUUCUCGCACAAAAAUCAAACACAUCAACAUUAGCCACCGUUACAACAACGACCACAAUUGAUUUGACGGGCAAAAAUCAAAAUAUCACAUCAAUCACACCGGCCGUAUCGAGUUCAUCACAACAGGCGGUUACAACGAUAGCAUCGGUGGCAGGUACGACGACAGCGGCUGCAGCAGCUCGUUCAUCAACAACCAGUGAAAAAACGUCCGGCAAACGUGAUUUCAUUCGAUCGAUUGGCAAACGAUUGAAGGGUCGCAAAAAGAUCCCAUUGAUGGGCGGUCGUCAAAAAUCAAAGUCUGAGAAUCGUGCACGCAAAGCAUUCCGUACGAUUUCAUUUAUUUUAGGUGCAUUUGUUGCAUGCUGGACACCAUAUCAUGUACUUGCAUUGGUUGAAGGCUUUUGCUCCGAUCCACCAUGUACAAAUGUGCAUCUUUAUAUGUUUUCAUACUUUUUAUGUUAUGCAAAUAGUCCAAUGAAUCCGUUCUGCUAUGCACUGGCCAAUCAACAGUUUAAGAAAACAUUUAUGCGCAUCCUGAAAGGCGAUCUACACAUGACAUAAAUAACAAAACCUUUAUACCACCAUGAUCUCUAUUCAGAUGAUAAGAGCGUUACCGAUCACCCAUCCAAAUCCAAACAAAAUGAUAAAAAACAAGUCUAUCAUCUAACUUUUUGUUUCAAUUUUUCGUUUUUAUGUCAUUUUGUUUUUUUUCGCAUAUUUUCACCCAGAAUUUAUGAAGUGAACACAAUAAAAGGCGCCACAAUGAAAUUUUUGAGUUAGUUAGUUUUCAGUUGAAUUUAAAAAAAAAUUAAUAGCAUAAAACGGCAAUACAUACUUACAUUUAAAUCGAUUACAUUCACAGCAACAAUAAGAGAAGAUAUUAUAUUUAGACGGUCCAUGCCACGUAGAAAUUUAGGAUUAAAGUAGCUAACAAUUUCUUUUUGAUUCACGUACAAAUGACGAUCGAUCGAACGAAUGAAUGAAUUUAAAUAGAAAAAUGAAUGGAUAAUUUCUAUUGAAUUGAAAGUAAUGUGAAUGGUUCGAGAUUUUGUAUAUUGAUCUUAUGAUUACCAAAAGUUAAAAACAAUAAAAAUAACGAAAAAAAGACAACACUGAUAAAACUCAUUGGAAAGAACUACAUGCAGAAGAAUGUUAUGAGAAUAAAAAAAACGUAAAUUUAAUGCCAAUAAUAAAAGAAAAAAGGAAAGAAGGAGAAAACAUUUCUCCAAAAUGAUAGCGAUAAUAUGUAACGUAAUUAAGAGUGACAAUGUGGACAUAAAUAUCUUUAUAUCAGCAGAAUAUACGAUAAUUCCAUGUAAUCCAUCAGCAUAAAACUGAAGAUACAUUCAUUUGCAUCGACGUAUGAGUCAGAGAUUGUUCUUUUGAGGCGAGGGAACGUUGCGGAGGGAAAUGAAAAUUGGUAAACAAAAAUUCCCCUUACUUAAGGCCCCUCCUCAAGAUCCACCCUUAUUUUCCACCUCACCGUUUCUUCUCCCCAGAGGAUCAAUCCCUGGUAUGAAUGUAAUCGUGAAUGAGUGAUUUUUGUGAAUGUGUGUAGUAUAUGUAUGAAAUAUUAUAAUAUUUGCUGAUUUGAAUGACAGUUUUAUGUUAUGGUUUACAUGAAUAUUGUCAUUGAAAGAACUAGUUUGAAAUUCAGCAUCGAUACGGUUAGAUCAAAACACACAAGCACACGUCAAUGUUGUAGCAGAGACAAUUUACAAAAACACUUACACACUUGCACACAAAUUUAAUGAAAUUCAAUGACAAGUAACACUUAUUUUAUAGAUGUGAGACGGAAGAAUAUGCAAAUCUUUUAAUAGACAAUAAUAUUUGUUAACUAUAUCGAUUUAAAAUAUGACAAAAAAAUGAACAAAUUCAUAAAAAUGUAUUUUGUAAAUAUUUCUAGUCCAUGAAAAGUAUCGACUAACAACAACAACAACAACCACAGCAACAAAACCAAUGUUAAAAUGAUAACAAUAAUUUUCGGGAUAGUUAAUAUCUAGAUUGUAAGAUCUAUACUAUUUAAAAAAAAAAGUUCAUGGAAUCCGUGCAAUGUGCUGCUUUCAAACAAAAAAGAAAACAAUGUUGCCGACACGGUACUUGAUUUAAGUAAUUAACUAGACUAAAAGCAACCACAAAAUCACUUAUUAAGUAAAAUUGUGCAUGUAAUAUAUUUAGAGAUAUCAAGAAAUGUGGAAUCCUUUACGAACAGUGACUACUUUUCAAAUAUACAAUAAUUAUGCAAUGAAUGAAUACAAACAAAUAUAAUGAAAUAGCAUCACUGUUCGCUAACGAUUUUUUAAAAACAGCUCAUCAAUUUAAUGAGUGAAUAUAGUCAAGCGAUUAUGAAUGUAAAAUUUAAUCGUUUUCACAGCGAAUUCAAUUUAAACUUUAUACUGAUAAGACAAGAACUUUGGCCAAAAGUUUUACCUUUGUCAAAAGGACUUUGUCCCCCGAAACGAUUCGAUUUAAAUCAAAAUACAAAAAAUGUUAUGUUCAUAAUUUUGAUUGGAAUUGAAUCAAAUGUAAAAAAAGUGCAAAAUUACAAAAGUGCAGUAGCGAGUAACAUGCAUAUUAAAAUUGUAACAAUGUACUCAGCGAAGCCUUCUUCAAGCUGAAAAAAAAAAUAUUGGCGACAUAGAACUGGCGACAUAAAUGCGUUCAUACAUCUAUAAAAUAAUAAUCAAUUUGACAGAGACCAUAGAAAAACGUCGACAUAAUUAAUAAUUAAUUUUGAUUGACGGCAUUUAUAUUUGACAUCAGUGAGCACUUGUGUUAUGUAUAUUCAAUUUAACCUCAUCUCAGCUACCGCAAUCAACCGUUCAAGACAUUCUUCCAGGAAAUCAGUUUCAAUAUAACAUUAAAUGUUUUUUUAUGUUUUAAAUAUAUAUAUAUAUAUAUUUCAUUCAAAUUUGAAGCGCAUAAAACCAUAGUCGACGACAAGCCAAUAUGCAAAUUAGUACAUCACACUGCAAAUUUCAUCGCUUUUGAAACGCUCGUACUCCGAAUGCAUUGGUGUAGAUUCAUCUCAUGGCUGUGUUAAAAAAACACAUGAACACUUUUUAUGGCAUGAAGCGUUUAUAAUGCUAAUACUUGUUUCGCAUGUACUUCAACUAUACUCUCUAUCGUAGCGAAGAUCAUUUCAAUCUUCAUACUCAUGCUUGGGGCUGUUUACCAUUCAGUGCACAAAAGAGAACGAGAAAAUUCAUUCGAACAUCGAACAGAUACAAUGCGAUGACUAGAGUGCCCAUUUGAAGGAUGAUGAUGUGCCAUUGUUGAUUGAAUGUGAAGAGAAUGAAAAAUCGUUGUAAGUUUGCAUCGAAAGUUGUUCUGUUGCGAGCCUAAAAAGAACAAAAUUUAUUUAUUUUCCAAUUUCUAAUGUAAUUUUCAAUGUACUCACAAAAUUGUACUGCCGUGUGCACUGCUAUCGAUGCAGAGACAUUUGAACAGGAAAAAAAUGUAUACGAACCGCUGGCAAUAGAUUUGUAUUGUGCUUGUUCGGUUAUAAUUGCAAUCGAUAUGCGGCACACAUACAGCGCAGUCAUAUUUAAUUUGACUCAAUUUUCGAGAGAAAAAAAUAUUCUGCAUUAUUUAUGUGUUUAUAGUUAAAAAAAAAACCACCACUUGCUUAAUUACAAGCGAUUCAUUGCACGUGAACGCAAGCGAUUUAAAUUUCAUUUGUUUAUUGUGUUAACGCUGGAUAGUCCUGGCGAUUCACUAUCGAAUAACAUGUGUUGUAUGUAUGUGGAUAAAAAAAAUUCUCACUUCGAUUCGAUUGUUGUUGUUUUUAUAUGUGUGUUUGGUUGUUUUUUCUUCGUGCAGACGAUAUUUAACGAAUGUUUGAAUGUGUACAUCAUACAACGAAGCGACAAUAAAAUCAUUCAUUAUGAUUCGAGCAUUUGCCCCAUGAAUUGGGCCAUUAAUUAGAAAACUUUUCUAGCGACGAGAGCGAGAUAGAUAGAGAGAGAGAGAGCGCGUAAAAAAACAGUGCAAAUCGCCAAACACUGCACGUGCUCAGACGAUUUGGAAUAUAUGCAUAACAUUUAUUGAUUGAUGAAAAUGUUUGCACGACAUGCACAUUUCGUAAUUUCACAUUUGUUGUUUUUUUCUCGCUCCUUCUUUUUUCAAAAUUCGUGUGUGUACGGAACAACCCUUCGAUUACGCCAAAUACAAAACAAACGUGCACACAAAUUGACUUUGGGCCAAUUUUUUAAUCAACUCUUUUUUUCCAACUAUAGCGCCAAUUCAGGAAUUUUAUGCAAAUGAGUUGUUUUUUUCUCGUGUUGCUGCAGUUCGAGGAACACAUUGUCGCAAAUCGUACAUGCGACCAAGCUUAAGAUUAUUCAGAUUCCAAAACUAAUUGACAUUUCUUAAAUUACUGAAGAGAAAAUCGUCCAAAUCGCAUGCAUUUAGCUACGAUCGAUUUCUUUGAACGCGACAUAAAAAUAAGGUCACAAAAUACAGCGAAAAAAUAUCAAUGUUAUCUGAUGUUAAAGCAUGUAAAAUCACAUUUCAACAAUGCGUCACACAAAAGAUUACCACGACACGAAUUUUUUUUUUAUUUCAAAUAUAAUUUGAAUGAUAUCACAACUCGAUGGAAAAUCAAACACAAAUAUCCAGGGACAGAAAUGAAAGGAAAAAAAUAUGUCGAAAAUCUCUUGUUCGCAACACGCCAACAAUUGGCGUCGAGUACACACCAAUAUGCAUGGAAAAUCGGCUACACCUUUAUAAUUUCUGCAUCAGCAUGGAAAAACACCUAUCGACCGAACAACAACAGAAAGUUGAACGAAACAAAAUAAAUAUAUAAGUCAUGUGCGACAAUUCUCGUAGCCCCCCAAAGAAUAUCAAACAUGAUAUAUUGCGUGUAUUCUCUUCCGUGGUCUUUAUACUCGGAUUUAACUUUAAUUGUUGAAAAACGAACAAGAAAACCGAUAACAACACUAAAUGCAAUACAAACGACACUCUUGAUUGACCCGUUUCUUUUUUGUCCUUUGUGUUGUUAAUGGGCCUUCAUAUAGUUCAAAAAAUGCCGAAAACGAAUUUUUAAAUACAAACAUCAAAGAAACAAACAUCACAGAUGUCGAUUGAAUGUGUGGUUUUCUUCGUCGCUUUUCACACACCUGAUGUGUUUCUCUUUCUUUUUUUUUGGUGGAAAGUAACAAAAAAGAAGAAGUGAAUUUGCAUUUUACUUUUACACCGACAACGAUGGAAAUAUAUUCGUAAUACCGAUUAUAAAAUAACAUUUGCGAGUCUAUUUUUGAAGUUCUACAGAAUUUCACCUUGGGGUGAACACCUCAAUGAACAUGACAAUCUACUGAACAAACAAAAAUGAAUUAAAAACCAAAAAACAACUAACAUUAUUGAAAUUGAAAUAAUCGGAUCUUUAUUAUAGUACAUGUGGCCUGCAGAUUCAAUCAAUCAUUGCAAAAAUGAAUUUUUCGAUUUUUGUUGUUGUUGAGAAACAAUGACAAAAGUGUGUGCAUACAUUUUAUUUUAUAAUAUUGACAUUUAAGUUCGAGAUUUCGAACAUUUUGUCAAUUGUCAGUCACUUUUCACGCUUGAUAAAAAAACAAAGGCGCAUUUUGUAUAUUACCUGUAAAUAAUUGCAUGUAAUAAAUUAAACCAGAAACCAAAAAAAAAAAAACAAAACAAAUUAUAUAUUAAUGUUGAAAAUAAAACCAUGCAGUUUAGAUGAAUUAUAGUAUUAAAUGUUUAGGUAAAAAUAGAAACAACUGACUAGGAACAAUGAUAAUUUAAAAAAAAAUGGUGAACAGAGUCGAGAAUAAAGUGUUUAAUGACAAUUAUUGACAAUGACUUUAAUAAAACGCACGUUUCUAUUAUAUGCUACAUAGGUAUUUAUGUAAGUAGACAAAAAAUAAAAUGACAAAUCUUCUGUAGCAGAGAAACAAAUUAGCAUUUAUAGAUAAAUUCAAGCUACCCAACUCAUCUUUUUUGUUACUUUGAUGCGUUUUGAUUGUCAUAUUUCUGUUCUUAUUUGUAAAAAAAAACACCGAAACAUGGAGCACAGGUUAAACAUGCUUUGUGAAUAUAUCAAUUUCAAUUUAUUGAUGAUAAAAUGCGUAUCAAGACGUUCGCUUGUCGAAAGCCAAUAUAUUUUCCUGGACCGUAGCUUAAGAUUUACAAAACUAAAAUUAAACAACAAAUCAAUCUAUAGGCUUUUGUAACAAUUUCCGCAAGCUUCAGAAAUAUAUUUGAGAAAAAAAAGUGAUCGAAAAAAUGAAAAACUGCUUCUGCUGAAAAUUGUGAUACGUACAAGCUAUUGAAAUUAUAUACUCGUACUUCCUAAAUUAAUUGGCUACAAUAUAAUUUUCUUUCUUUAAAUUUGUUGCACUCGAUUCUGAUAAAAUGCUACACAUGAACAA